Molecule: messenger RNA, 1515 nt
Organism: Mucor mucedo
Lineage: Eukaryota; Fungi; Mucoromycota; Mucoromycetes; Mucorales; Mucoraceae
Exons: 4
Coding region: 1-1515 (504 amino acids)
Source: RefSeq, a predicted model, not a curated record
AUGGGAAAAAUUGGCCGUGACCGUCACGGAUACGGUGAAAAAUUGGAAAAAUUGGCCGUAUCCGUCACGGAUAUGGUGAAUUUAAAAUCCGCAACUAGUGUUCGAGCUUUUCGUAACGAUCCGCAUUACAAGCUUAAUAGCAUCAUCGAUACUUUCGAUAAGCUUGGUGAGUUUUUCUCUCUAUCCUAUACGUCGGAAGUUCAUACCAAGUUUGACAAAUUUGUUGAGAUGCUUCGAAAGGCUGCCAAUGAGACAAUCGUUGCUUGGGAUAACCGUAACCAUACGGCAAUGCCAAGUAACAGGCGGUCUGGUCGCGGUCGUAGAGCUAAUCAAGGUUCUACAACUAAAAAUGUUGAUGAGCCAUCGGUGAUAUUUGUUGAUGUUGUGCCUCCUGAAGAAGGCGAAAAUUAUGACGAUGAAUACGUAAUUUUUGCUGCUGCAACUGGUGCUGCUGCUACUAGUGCUCGUGCUGGUGCUCGAUCUCGUGCUACUGCUAGUUCUCGUGAACAGCUUAAUGGUGCUUCCAUUCCAUACGCCGAGACAGGUGGUCCUCUGUGCAAUCAUUUGAAAACACACUUGAUCAUUCACUUGGUGGAGGAUUGUAUUUGUUUUUCUUCUCUUGUGCUUUUGGUUACUGAAAAGAAUGAACAGUUCAACAAGUACAUUUGGACAAUAAUCAUGAAAAUAAACCAGCAAAACCUCCCUCGUGACUUGGCUCUGAUCAAUGGUCGUGAGUUGUCUUGGAGGCAUAUCGCGAUGGAUUUUUCCUGGGACAAUGAUGCGAAGACUUAUGGUGGCAAGGUGAGAGAAUGCUUUGGACGUUUGGGUCAAAAAAGGUACUUUCAGGUCAACCGCGAGGGUGGUAGUACUUCAUUCAUCUCCGAUAAGAGAGUCGCUUUUAACAUGGUGGCUGUCUUUGAUCUCAAUCUUGAUGAAGGUGGGAAGCGUCGUUUAUUCGGAAAGGUUGUGCUAAAACGCGAUGAUCUCAUCGGACUGGAGGUUUAUUCACUUGUUGAAAAACCAGUAAAUGUGAUUUCUGGCAACGCAAGCCUCGUCACAAACUACCAAAUGGCGAUGGUGGCAAUCUUAUCGCGGUCAAAUCGGACGAAACUCUACACCAUUACCUGGUAUGCAUUAACGGUUAUGAAGAGAAUGCAUUACCGGCGAUGUAUUACCGGUUCUGAAGAGAAUGCCUUUCUGGUUAUGCAAGAAGGUCUUCACCAGGGGAGCGAAAAAGCACAAUUUGGAAUUGCCGAGUAUAACUACGGGAAAAACUACCAGGAAUUCACUCGACCACAGCAGCCUCAAAAACCGCAAACUCAGGAACCUCAACGUCAGCCACAUCAACAAAAUAAUGAGGAAAUUGAAGAGGAGUAUAAUGCCAUAGAGGAAGAGAUAAUAUUACCUGGUCGUCCUGGGGAAUGGAGUAUAGCGAUUGAAAGUAUUUUGAUGCAGUGUAUUUCAAAUGAUAGAUUCUAUCAAAAGCACUCCCGAUUUCAUAGCUAUGGAAAAUAA